AUGGAGGCCCCGGCUUUUCCCUGGGUGGAAGACGGCAGCCCUCCAGGGAACGUGCUGGGUUCAGGAGGACGGCCUGCAGACAUAAAAGAUAAAGAAGAUGCAACAUGGUAUUUCAAAGCAUUGCAGUUGGCACUGGCUUUAGCUAUUAUCCGCUCCAAGCCACCAGAUAAAAGCAGCAGAGAAUAUGCAGUGCACCUGGCCAAUGCAGCAUCUGGACAGGAUUCCAAAUGGAAAAUGAGAGUUGAAGCAUUAGAAAUGGAAGUUCUUCGUUUAAGGCAACAGCUCCUUUUGAGUAAAUUUUUUUCAGGAAUCAGUGUAAAAAACAGCGUUGAAAGACCACUUGAAGGCCAGUCUGUGGCAGCUUCUAAUACAGCAGAGUGCACAGACCUUUUUGAAGAUUCUGGAUGUGAUCUCUCAAAUGACUGCACAGUUGAUCCAGUAGAAACCCUCCCUGCUUUCAGCCUCAGGGGGCAUGAUUUCAACAGUUCGGCCCCUGCCAUUUUGUCAAAUGUACUUCCAACAUUGACUCCCAGCAAGAGUGAGUCUCUGACGUUGCACAUGCAGUUCCUACAAAAUUUCAUUGAACUAAGAAAUCUGUCAGAGUCCAAUAGUCUGAAAAUAGACUUGACAAAACUUGGGAGGGAUUGCUCCAUUGUGUCCAGUUCUUUUUCUCAGUUACUCGAUGGUCUGGUUACAUCAUAUAACCUUCCUGAACAACCCUUUCCAGAUUUUAUGACUCAGGCUGUUUCUGUCAUAACUAAAUUAUUAAAUGAUGCUGAUUUUUCUUGUCAGAUAUUGGGAAGGUGUUUUAAAAAGCUGGAAGACACUGUGGAAAGACUUGUACAAAUUAUUUUAAACAGCAGCUAUCUCAACAGAUUUCAGGUUCAGGAUUCCAUCUCCCACGCCCUUGUUCUGUUUGGGCGAUGCAGCCUAUUAAGAAGCUCUACAAUAUCCUUCCUUUUCAGAGAAGUCAGUCAAUUUGCCAAUAAAUUGCAGCAUGCCAACAAG
Python bivittatus (Burmese python) is the source of this 1008-nucleotide messenger RNA. NCBI's taxonomy places the organism in Eukaryota, Metazoa, Chordata, Lepidosauria, Squamata, Pythonidae. The record is from RefSeq and is a predicted model, not a curated record.